Molecule: messenger RNA, 1617 nt
Organism: Esox lucius (northern pike)
Lineage: Eukaryota; Metazoa; Chordata; Actinopteri; Esociformes; Esocidae
Gene: pbdc1
Product: polysaccharide biosynthesis domain containing 1
Exons: 6
Coding region: 101-601 (166 amino acids)
Cellular component (GO): cytoplasm
Source: RefSeq, a predicted model, not a curated record
ACCUCUUUCACCACCACAGAUGUUACUGCAGAUGUAGCGCAGGAGGAGACGGGCCCUUUUAACCGAACGGCGUGACGUAAUCGGGUCAAAGAGUAAAGCAAUGGCGUCGGGAAAUGGACUUGCCGCUUUGGGUGUGGAGGGAGCUACAGCAGCCGCCCAGGCUCUGUCAUUGCCAGCUGAAGCUUAUGGGAACGAUCCUCAACUGGAAGUUAUGUGGGCGAUGAAGGCUUACAAUCAUGCAGAAAUCUACUUUAAUCUCAUCUCAUCUGUUGACCCCAGUCAUCUGAAGCUGACCAAGGUGGAUGACAUGAUCUAUAACUCCUUCAGAGUGUCUUUCGCAGACCUCAACAUCAAGAACUUGGAUCCUGACAUGCUCAAAUCGUCGGAGGCCAAAGAGAAGUGGCGCCCGUUCUGUAACCAGUUUGAUGGGGUGGUAGAAGACUUUAACUACGGUACUCUGCUGCGACUUGACUGUGAGAAGGACUACACAGAGGAAAACACGAUUUUCGCCACCAGGAUCCAGUUCUUUGCCAUCGAGAUUGCUAGGAACAGAGAAGGAUUCAACACACCUGUAUUCCAGGCUAAAACACCUCCUUCCUAACCUAUGCUCUGUGACCUUUAUAGCCUUGUGUCCAAUAUUGUUGUAAACACAACCUUCUCCAGCCCAGGAACAGAACGUUAACAGCCUUGUUUACCCGGCUAAACAUACUUCACAAGACCCUAUUCAGGGGUAGGCAACAAGAUUCAGCCAUGGGAUAACUUUUAUUUUUGUCUAAGCAGAUAGCCAGGAACGUAAUUAUAAAUAUCUGAGCUGCCAAUUGACCUAAACCCAAAGUUAGCAUUUAUUUGUAAAUAACUUGAUUACAUUAAGAUACGAUUACAUGUUUAAACUCAUUUAGGAUGUUUGGGCCACAUGUUGCUUACCCCUGCAUAUGAACCCUAAAGCCUGAAUCAUAGUCAAGAUACAGAGGUGAUACUUUAGGCCCAUUGUGACUGAAAUUCCAGUUUGCAGAGGCGCAGCCCAAACACAUCUUCACACUUACCAACCAGCUGUGUUGACAAUUUAAAAAAUGGUACAAAUGCCAACAGUCCAUUAUUCAAGAGCACCAUCAUGCCUGUGUUUUGGACUAUGAAAGCCUCUUUAUUGACCUAGGUAUGGGUAAAUCCAGCAUCUCCCUAUGACCCCUGACCUAGGAACAGAAUGUUCCAGGAGCCCUAGUUACCGGGUAGAUCAUCCCCAGUACUUGACAUCCCUCUGUGUUUCUGUGAUCAUCCACCUUGUUGAUUUCAGACUGCACACCAAGCGCCCCCCCACCCGUGUGUACAUACUGCUGUUCAAACCAGCAUGUGUUAGUUAUUAGGUCCCUCUUAGUUAUAAGUCAUUUCUGGGAAUGGCAUGAUCUGUUUUUGUACAAAGCUCUUUUACUAGUGUGAAAUUGGCCCUAUCCUCCCUGAACAUAAUUCUGUCCAGGGCCCUUUACAGACUGUCAAAAUGAUGUGCGCUCCAAAGGCAGACUUGAGGUUGCCUAGUGUUUCAUUCUGUGUUUGGUUUCUACCUGCUGACUGGACUCAUGUACAUUUAAGAUGACCUGAAAUAAAUGCAAGUGUGCCCUCUGA